ACGUUCUGGUGGCAGUGGCUCUGAUUGGAGGAUUAACCUUUAUCAUUGCUGUGGUGCACUAUAUCCAUCAGUCUCCCUAUCCCAUAAUACUGUCCCCUUUGGGUGGGGAGCUGGGCAGCAGACAGAACCAUGUGAUUGGUGUUUAUGGACAGGAUGCCAAGGUGUUGCAAGGUUAUGUUAGCCUCAGAGAGCAACAGCCAUUGACUCUGAGCUGUGACCAGUGCAGCAUUGUGUCCAGCUCUGGCCAGAUGCUGGGGAAGGGCCUGGGGGCUGACAUUGACAGCUCUGAAUGUGUCUGGAGGAUGAACAACGCUCCAACGGAGGGAUAUGAGGCAGACGUGGGCAGUAUAACAACCGUGAGAGUGGUGUCUCACACCAGCACACCAUGGCUCCUCCGGCAGAACACCUUCAGCUCCCACCUCAACAACUCCAUCUACAUUUUCUGGGGUCCUCACAGGAACAUGAGGCGUGAUGGCAAGGGGAUGGUCUAUAACAUGCUGAGAACUGUUCAGAACCGCUUCCCAUCGGCCAAACUCUACACUGUGACAGAGGAACAGAUGAGAUAUUGUGACAUGGCUUUUAAAAAGGAGACGGGGAAGGACAGGGUGCUUUCGGGCUCCUACCUCAGUACGGGUUGGUUUACCUUCAUCGUUGCAAUGGAAGCCUGUCGAUCCAUUCACGUCUUUGGGAUGAUUAACGCAUCUUUCUGCAGCACCGAGGGGCACAGGAACGUGCCGUAUCAUUACUACGAGCCCAGCGGGCAGGAGGAAUGUGCCGAGUAUUACCUACACGAGAAUGCACAGUACGGGGGGCACCGGUUCAUUACAGAGAAAGGCGUCUUUGCAAAAUGGGCGAAAGAGAAGAAGAUCAAAUUCUUCAAUCCCACCUGGCAGAUCUCCUGAUACACGUCAAACAGAUUCACCUUCAAUGGUGGGACUGCAGCUUCUCCCUCAAAUCCCUAUCGACACCACCGACACAACCAGACAAUGACGUCUCUAUGCUUCUACAUGUCCUCAAUAAAGGACCAUGUUAUCCCUG
Molecule: messenger RNA, 1038 nt
Organism: Rhincodon typus (whale shark)
Lineage: Eukaryota; Metazoa; Chordata; Chondrichthyes; Orectolobiformes; Rhincodontidae
Product: alpha-N-acetylgalactosaminide alpha-2,6-sialyltransferase 3-like
Exons: 4
Coding region: 249-902 (217 amino acids)
Biological process (GO): ganglioside biosynthetic process; oligosaccharide metabolic process
Molecular function (GO): alpha-N-acetylgalactosaminide alpha-2,6-sialyltransferase activity
Source: RefSeq, a predicted model, not a curated record